Molecule: messenger RNA, 2077 nt
Organism: Erythranthe guttata (spotted monkey flower)
Lineage: Eukaryota; Viridiplantae; Streptophyta; Magnoliopsida; Lamiales; Phrymaceae
Source: RefSeq, a predicted model, not a curated record
AUGGAGGGCCUUCACACAAAGUCUUUUACACCCCCACCACCGGUAGUACCACAAGGACCUCGAGACCAGUCGCCGUCGCCACCAUCAAGAAACAGGGGAAGAAGAAGGGGGCGAGGGGGCCGGAAAUCCGACCAAGGUGAAGUCUUUAAGCGGCCAAGCUCACGCCCAUGCACCGCAGCGGAUAAACCCGGAACCAGAGAAACGGGUCGGGUCAUGAUCGACCCGGUUUUACCAAACGGGUCGGGUACAAGUUUCCCUUGUUCAAGCAAGUCUUUGACUUUCCCAUCUAGGCCUGGUUUUGGGCAGCUUGGGACAAAAUGUAUUGUCAAGGCAAAUCAUUUCUUUGCUCAGUUGCCAGACAAAGACUUAAACCCAUAUGAUGUAACUAUUACCCCCGAAGUUGCAUCGAGGGUGGUAAAUCGAGCUAUAAUAGCGGAACUCGUGAAAGUAUACAAAGAAUCCGAUUUAGGGAAGAGAUUACCCGCGUAUGAUGGGCGGAAGAGUCUUUACACCGCAGGGGAACUUCCUUUUGCUCGGAAGGAGUUUAUUGUUAAGCUUGUAGACGAAGAAGACACUAUCAACGGCCCUAAGAGAGUGAGGGAAUACAAAGUAGCAAUCAAAUUUGUCGCACGUGCAAAUUUACAUCAUUUGGAGCAAUUUCUAGCUGGUAAACGAGCAGAUGGUCCAAAGGAGGCACUUCAAAUUCUCGACAUUGUAUUGAGAGAGCUCUCCGUGAAAAGAUUCUGUCCUGUCGGAAGAUCGUUUUUUUCUCCGGAUAUAAGGAAACCGCAAAGACUAGGUGACGGUUUGGAGGCGUGGUGUGGAUUCUACCAGAGCAUACGGCCCACUCAGAUGGGGCUGUCACUUAACAUAGAUAUGGCUUCGGCUGCAUUUAUUGAGGCUCUUCCCGUUAUUGAAUUCGUUGCUCAAUUAUUGGGGAAAGAUGUUUUGUCGAGGCCGUUAUCCGAUUCGGAUCGCAUUAAGGUUAAAAAAGCACUUAGAGGAGUAAAAGUUGAAGUGACUCAUAGAAGAGAUGUUCGAAGAAAAUAUCGAGUUUGCGGCAUUACGACUCAGCCCACUCGUGAGCUAGUAUUUCCGAAUUCCGGAAUCAAAAUCAGCGAAAAAAUGACAUCCGUCGAGGCCCCGAGUUCUCCCCCGCCUCCGUGGUUGAAAUAUCACGACACGGGAAAAGAAAAAGAUUGCUUGCCCCAAGUUGGCCAAUGGAAUAUGAUGAACAAGAAAAUGAUAAACGGCAUGAAUGUGAACCGUUGGGCAUGUAUUAACUUCUCACGGAGCGUACAAGAUAGCGUUGCUCGUGGAUUUUGCAAUGAGCUAGCUCAAAUGUGUCAAGUAUCGGGCAUGGAAUUUAAUCCGGAACCCGUCAUUCCAAUCUACAUCGCUCGGCCGGAUCAAGUCGAAAAAGCUUUGAAGCAUGUUUAUCAUGCAUGCACCAAUAAAUUAAAAGGAAAAGAAUUGGAGCUUUUGCUAGCUAUUUUGCCCGACAACAACGGCUCUCUAUACGGUGAUUUGAAGCGAAUAUGUGAAACCGAUCUUGGUAUAAUAUCCCAGUGUUGUCUCACGAAGCAUGUUUUCAAGAUCAACAAGCAAUAUCUUGCUAAUGUGUCCUUAAAAAUAAAUGUCAAGAUGGGUGGAAGAAAUACGGUUCUAUUGGAUGCAAUAAGCUGUAGAAUACCGCUGGUGAGUGAUAUACCUACGAUUAUAUUCGGAGCUGAUGUAACGCAUCCCGAAAACGGAGAGGAGUCGAGCCCAUCGAUAGCUGCUGUUGUAGCUUCUCAAGAUUGGCCCGAGGUGACAAAGUACGCGGGGUUGGUUUGUGCACAGGCGCAUAGACAAGAAUUGAUACAAGAUUUGUACAAGACUUGGCAAGAUCCUGUUCGUGGGACCGUGAGUGGCGGCAUGAUCAGGGAUCUUUUGGUUUCGUUUAGAAAAGCAACUGGACAAAAGCCACAGAGGAUAAUAUUUUACAGGUCGAUAUAAAUUUUUUUUAUUCGCUAUUUUUUAAUUGUCGAAAACCGGUAAAUAUUACGUGUAAUAAAUAUUUUUUUUAAUCUGACUG